This is a messenger RNA of Coniophora puteana RWD-64-598 SS2, 925 nucleotides long. RefSeq names its product cornichon. NCBI's taxonomy places the organism in Eukaryota, Fungi, Basidiomycota, Agaricomycetes, Boletales, Coniophoraceae. The coding region runs from base 243 to 656 and encodes 137 amino acids. The transcript has 7 exons. The record is from RefSeq and is a predicted model, not a curated record. Gene Ontology annotation, cellular component: COPII-coated ER to Golgi transport vesicle; endoplasmic reticulum membrane. Gene Ontology annotation, biological process: endoplasmic reticulum to Golgi vesicle-mediated transport.
CAGCUGCGUACUCCGCCCCAGUCCACGAACACCUUACGACCACAAGCUUAGCUUGAGGGACGAAGCCGAACAAGGUGCACCAAUUGCCCCGCGUCUCGCGCCAACCAUUAGACCGCCGAUAGCUGACCCACUCUUUAUCGUUUACCAGUUUCUGUCGCCCCUACUUAUCCUCAUCUCGUUCCUGUUUCUGUCCACGUCUAUCCACCUUACUCUCCAAACGAAGUUGAACGAAGCUUGGUACGAUGGGAGGUGCCGGCUGGCUGUUUCUGUUCUCGGUGCUUAUGGCCGCUGGCCUGCUGUUCACCAUGGUUUUCUUCAUCAUCAUGUUCUCCGACCUCGAAUGCGACUACAUCAACCCAAUAGACCUUUGCAACAAGCUCAACCAGUUUGUCCUGCCCGAGAACAUCGCCCACGCCUUCCUCACGCUCUUAUUCCUCCUUUCGGGGCAAUGGAUCGCCUUCCUCCUCAACCUGCCUCUAGUGCUAUAUAAUGCCAACAAGAUACGAAACAAAAACCACAUGUACGACGCGACCGAGAUAUUCCGGACGCUGUCCGGCCACAAGAAAGAGAGCUUCAUGAAGCUCGGUUUUUACCUCCUCUCGUUCUUCUACUACCUCUACCGCAUGAUCGUUGCCCUCAUCUCCGAAAACGAGUAAGCGCCUUCAUAGUCCCAGCCCUGCACCGAUGCACCACGCCUCGGACGUGGUGAUGGGUGGGAAGACGCAGCGGGGUGGUGCGCGUUGUCGGGCUGAUAUCACGUGGAAGGACGGAUGGGGCGUUGGGGAUAUGUCCGCGCGAUAUAAGGUGGUGGUAGCAGUAGCAGUCUAGAAAGGGUUGGAUUAUUCUGCGUCAGUACUUACAGUAAAUCUCGAACUUGCAAUUGCUUUCUUUUUCUGUCAGUUACAGUAAUGACAAUAUAACGGGG